AUGUUCAAAGGGACGCCAGAUGAUCUGAAACGCUGCCGACAAUAUCUCAAAGAAUGCUUGGGCCAUCGAAAGUGUGUAAAAGCUCCUAGGAAAGCGGGACAUUAUAUUGCACCUGAGCGAAUCUUGGACGUGCAAGAACAUGCAAACGCGCGAAUGUAUAGCCUCUCACCAGGAGACUACCCUCGAUAUGUAGCACUGAGGUACUGCUGGGGAGACACGCAGCCAGAGCAAGUCAAGACCACGAAAGCCAAUUUGCAGUCCCGACAAGAUGUGACCAACCUGUCUGGGUUGGCGCAGACGAUACGAGAUGCUAUCCAAGUAUGCUUCUCGCUCGGAUCCCACUAUAUAUGGAUCGACGCUCUCUGCAUUGUUCAAGACGACGAUGAUGAAAAGGUAUCAGAGAUUGCCGAUAUACAAAGCAUCUACCGGGGCGCUGCGCUUCUUUCGGCACUGCAAGCGCAGCUAACAGUACGGACGACUUUCUUCAAGACCGUACAUUCGAACGAGUGUACAGCGAAUCGUUCCGCAUAUCGUACUAUCGCAAGCAGGACGAGCACACCACAGAAUGUUACCUAUUUCUGUCCGAGCUACCAACAAGUGACGAAUAUCGAGAGCCUCUCGGCAGAUGAGGCUGGACAAUGUACAAAGACAUGCCGCCUAAGAUUUGGAUCAAAGCAAACAACUUAG
Messenger RNA from Alternaria burnsii, 687 nucleotides. RefSeq lists its product as uncharacterized. The transcript has a single exon. Bases 1 to 687 code for a protein of 228 amino acids. The record is from RefSeq and is a predicted model, not a curated record. NCBI's taxonomy places the organism in Eukaryota, Fungi, Ascomycota, Dothideomycetes, Pleosporales, Pleosporaceae.